GGAGCCGGGCAGGUGAGCGGGAGCCGCCCCGGCCCCGGGGCCGGUCGGGCCGCCGCUCCGCCCACAGGGCCGAGCCGCGGGGCUGGCCGCCACCUGCCGCCGCACCGCACAGCCGCCGCUCCUGGCCGCCUCUCCUCUCCUACGCUAUCCUGCCGCGGCGAUGGAGCUGUAGGGGCUUGCGGAGGGAGGAGGAACCGCGCUUCCCCGUGGGAGAAGAAGAGCGGUCCCGCAGCCCACAGGAUCCCGCGAUGGCGGACAGCGCCGCGGCCACUGCAGCCCCCCGCGCCGGCGUGAAGGGCAGCUCGGCGGGGCCCUGGUGGAAGUCGCUGACCAGCAAGAAGAAGCACAAGGAAGCGGCGGCCGCCACACCGCCCCCCGCCGCCGCCAGCGAGGCCCCCGCCGCACCCCCCAACCCCGGCAGCCGGGAGGAGCAGCCGUCCUCCUUCGGCAGCGGCGAAGCCGCGGGGGCGGGCGACGGCAACCGCCGGAGCCUGCGCGUCUCCCACUCGGGCCGCUUCAAGGAGAGGCGGAAGGUGCGCACCUCGCUGCUGGCUGACAGCCCCGAGGUCUUCGACGGUGGCGGUGCCCCGGGCCAUGCCCCCCAAGGGGGCGAGUAGCCCAGGAGGCCUUCGCCCCCGGAGCCGCUGCGCUGUGAGGAGCCGCCGCUGGGCGGGUGGCCGGAGCACCGGCUGGACAGGUGGCCAGAGCCCGCGGCUGCCCCACAGCUGGAGUUGGCCUCAUUUGGCCCGGUGGGCGACAGGGAGGUGCAUGGCAGCAGCCUCCCCAGCCCUGACCGGACGCUGCGGGGAGCGUGGCACCUGCGCAAAAUGAGUGAAUUGUGUGCUGUGUUACAUGAACACUGCCAAGACUGAACCCCCAGAUGACGGGACGGUGUGAUUGCCUUAACAAAGUAACACCGAUAAACACCCCACUCCCUGUACUGCCGUGAGCGGACUCAAAGGUGCUAUCCCAGGACCAACGCUGGGCUCUCUGUACCUUCCCCCAGCCCUUGCCAGGAGCCAACAUGCUGACUUCUCAGGCCUGUGACCCAGCUCCUCUCGGCUCUCCAGCCGAGGAGGCGCUUUGCUGCUCUCAUCUCACGCGCUGCCUUAUCGAAAGAAGAGGGGAACAAAGUGCUCUUAUCUAAUUUCAGGGCCGAGGACCUCCGGCAGUGCCGUAUGUGUUCCUGCCCUGCUGUUAGCAGGCACGCCGUGAACCCAUCCUCCUUCCCCUGCGGGGGUCAAAAGAGAGGUAUGGUGAGGGGCAGGUACUUGCAUGUGCCCCACAUCACAUUGCAUUUAAAUAUGCAAAAGGCAGGACCGUGCUGGUUUUCUCCCUUUUCUUACUGCGUAAUGAUAAGCAGGUGUUUCAGAGGCUAGUCUCCCAUAGUUCUGUUACAGAGGGAGGCCGGUUGUUGUCUAGCAAUUCAUGCUGUUUACCCAGGGAACACAUGAUUUUUGCAUAAUUGGUGAUAACGGGCAUAAUGAAGCUCUGAUGAAGAAAUUGUGAGAUAAAAUGUAAAUACUCUUUUUGGAGACGAGACCAUCUCUGGAGAGCACAGGCGGGGUUGUAUUCCUAACGUGGAAAUAGGCUUGGGCACCGCUGGAAAUGUUCUUUACUGUGUCCGAAGCUUGUGAAGCAAGGUUAAAGAUUCCCAGGAUUUCUUUUGAUAGCAAGAUAAUGCGCUUUAACUCAUGCAGGUGUCUCCUUUCUCUAACAGCUCCUGGAUUUUUGGACAAAGUAAACUAUAAGCCAGAUUUGUACUGGUGUUGUGCCUUACAGAGCAAACUCAGCUAAAAAACUCGGCAAUUACACAUUUCUUGAUAGUAGGUGAUGUAGCAACAACUGAUUUAUUUAUUUUAAAUGCAUUCGCAAUAUACUUUAUAUUGUUAAAAUGUUUUUAGACUUUUUCUGAAUGUGAGAUAAGACACUACAUAGUGGCAGAGACUGAAAAUUAUUUCCUGCGGUAUUGUGCAGUUAUGAUUUUGUUUGUUUGUAACUAAUGAUUUAAGGGCAAUUAAAAAUAAGAAGUGACCUGAAAGGAAAAAAGAGCUGAAAGCUGAGUUUGAGGUGAAAAUACGGAUUUAAACCAGUCGCUGAUAAUCAUUGAAAUGAUGCAGUAGAUGCUGGGCAAGUGCCACCUGGUUUAAUGUGUGUAAUAAUAUAUAACAAACUUUGAAAACUACUGUGUGAUCGAUAACCUCUCUGGUUUAGGUGUUUACCGCUCCUCACUCAGCUACUCCUUCAGACUCUGAAACAAAGGGACUGUAGCAUCAAAUCUGUUUCCAUAAAAGCUUUUUUCCACCCAG
This is a messenger RNA of Grus americana (Whooping crane), 2309 nucleotides long. RefSeq names its product proline rich 15 (gene PRR15). The coding region runs from base 249 to 617 and encodes 122 amino acids. The record is from RefSeq and is a predicted model, not a curated record. The transcript is spliced from 2 exons. Lineage: Eukaryota; Metazoa; Chordata; Aves; Gruiformes; Gruidae.